AUGGCAUCCAACCAAGUCCCCGCGUGCCCGUCUCCUGCGGUCCGCAUCAUCGAAGUCGGUCCACGCGAUGGGCUCCAGAACAUCGUUCAAUCGGUCCCAACGUCCGCAAAAGUCGAACUAAUAACUCGACUACAUGCGGCCGGACUGCAGAAUAUCGAACUCACAUCCGCCGUCUCACCCAAGGCCAUCCCUCAACUGGCCGACAACAAAAAGCUGCUUUCCGACCCAUCUAUCAAGGCCUUAAUCGCGCAAAGUGGCCUCCGCCUACCAGUGCUCGUCCCGAACACCAAAGGCCUGGACAUCGCAGUCCAGCACGGCGUGAAGGAAGUCGCCGUCUUCGUCAGCGCCAGCGAAGGCUUCAGCCGGGCCAACACCAACUGCACCGUCGCGGAGGGCCUCCAACGCGCACGCAGCGUCGCAGACGCCGCAAAGAAGCUCGGUCUGCAAGUCCGAGGCUACGUCUCCACCAUCUUCGCCUGCCCCUACUCCGGCCCCACGCCCCCCUCCGCCGUCCUCUCCUGCAUCCGCCAACUCCUCGCCAUGGGCUGCUACGAAGUCAGCCUAGGCGACACGACCGGCGUCGGCGGGCCGCACGACGUGCGACAACUCCUCUCUUACCUCUUCGCACACCCCGACAUCCGCCCGGACGUCCUCGCGGGGCAUUUCCACGACACGCACGGGCAGGCCGUGGCGAACGUGUGGCAGGCGUACCUGUGCGGCCUGCGCGCCUUCGACAGCAGCGUCGCCGGCCUCGGCGGCUGCCCCUUCGCCGGCCCUGGCGCCAAGGGCAACGUCGCGACCGAGGAUGUGGUGUAUUUGUUUCGGCGGGCGGGCGUGAGCACGGGUGGGGUGGAUUUGGGGAGGGUGGCGGAGACGGGGGCGUGGGUGGCGAGGGAGGUGCUGGGGAGGGGGUAUGAGUGUCGGGCGGGGGGCGCGGUGUUGCUCGCGGCGGCAUCGGCGUCGCUGCGCGGAAAGGAGGAGGAUGGUGGCGGCAAGAAGCUGCUCGAUGGCCGGAGGAAGAGGGAAGAUGGAUGCACUGGCCCCCCUGCGGAGCCGAUGUUGUGGAAAGAGCAUUCCGGAGGCACCGAUGGCCUGAAGCUGUACCGGAGCGGCGCGAGUCUUAAGAUCGUCCUGGACAGGCCGAAGAACGGCAACGCUCUCACGACGCCUAUGAUUUCCGAGCUCACAAGGACGUUCCAGACCGUGGCUUCGGAUCCUUCUGUUUCGCGUGUUGCCAUCACGGGCAACGGGAAGUUCUUUUGCACGGGCAUGGAUCUUGGAAAAGGGACGACGCCGGUGUCGCAGAGCGAGGACCAAAGCAAGGCACAGUUCAAGCGGCUGACGGAGCUGUUCGAAACUAUCGACACUUGCCCAAAAGUGACUGUUGCAUGUUUGAACGGGCCGGCAUUCGGGGGUGGCGUUGGGCUGGCGUUCGCUUGCGAUGUCAGAAUCGCCGCGAGGGAUGCCAGAGUUACGCUGAGCGAGGUGAAGCUGGGACUAUGCCCCGCGACAAUCUCGAAAUACGUUGCACGAGAAUGGGGUCCGGCGUUCACGAGAGAGGCCAUGCUGACUGGCAGGCCGAUAUCACCUUCAGAGCUGAAAGCCGUGGGUGCCAUCGCCGGCGUGGUGGAAGAGCGAGAGCAGUUGGACGAGGCUUUGGACCGGUACCUUCUUCGCUUGAAAACUUCCGCCCCUCGAGCGUCGACACUGUGCAAGCAGCUUGUCAGGCUUAGUGCUGAAGACAGCGGAGGUGAAGCUCAAAGUCGUGGUAUUGCAACUGCCUUCGAGGAGAUGAUGGGGCAAGAGAGCGAGGCCGCUUUUGGUGUCCGUGAAUUCCAGGCGGGACAACGUAACGUGGACUGGGACAAAUAUGUGAACUCGAAGACUAGAUCUAGAUUGUAG
Lasiodiplodia theobromae is the source of this 1902-nucleotide messenger RNA. RefSeq lists its product as uncharacterized. The record is from RefSeq and is a predicted model, not a curated record. Gene Ontology annotation, biological process: L-leucine catabolic process; ketone body biosynthetic process. The coding region runs from base 1 to 1902 and encodes 633 amino acids. The transcript is spliced from 2 exons. Lineage: Eukaryota; Fungi; Ascomycota; Dothideomycetes; Botryosphaeriales; Botryosphaeriaceae. Gene Ontology annotation, molecular function: hydroxymethylglutaryl-CoA lyase activity.